UGCUCAGACUGGCCUUGAACUGGUGACCCUCCUGCCUCAGCCUUCCAGAGAGCUGGGAGUACAGAAUGCUAAGCUACUGAGUUUUCAAGGUAAAAGCAAAAAUUUCCUGUUACCUGAACAUAGGUGUGUGGCAGUUCUGUUAUGGAGUAUCUAUGCGUGGCCCUGAGUUGGUCUACAUGUGAUUUGCGGAGUUAAUGAUUAGCCCAGCAGUUGUCUGAGCGACUUAUUUCCACGAGGCUGCAAGUAUUUCAUCUGCAGAAGAGGACAGAAGGCACCAUGGCCCUUUCGCGCCUUUGGGCUGGGCUGGUAGUUCUGAAUCUAGUGACAGCUGCUAGGAGCCAGAAGACAGCGCCUUUAAGUGGCUCUGGGGAACAGCCGCUCUUCCGCGAGGCUGAUCGCCACGACUUCGCCAUCAUGAUCCUCCCAGGGGGCACAGAGUGCUUUUGGCAGUUUGCCCACCAGGAUGGAUACUUCUACUUCAGCUAUGAGGUGCAGCGGGUACUGGGGAUGUCACGCGACUGGCACGUUGCUGCCACAGCACACACCCCGCGGGGUUUCCUCAUAGAAACCUCCCAGGACGUUCGGGGCCAGAUUAACUUCUCCACCCGAGAAUCAGGUUACUAUCAGCUUUGUCUAAAAAAUCAGCAAAAUCACUUCAGUUCUAUGCACGUCUACCUCAACUUUGGAGUCUUCUAUGAGGGGCCUGAGACAGACCACAAACAGAAGGGAAGAAAACAGCUGAAUGACACCCUCGACGCAAUUGAGGAGAGUGCACAAAGGGUGCAGAGCAACGUCUUUCACAUGUGGCGAUUCUACAACUUUGCGCGGAUGAGGAAGAUGACGGACUUUUUCCUUCUUCAGUCAAACUAUAACUAUGUGAACUGGUGGUCGAUAGCCCAGAGCCUGGUUAUUGUUCUGUCUGGGAUCUUGCAGCUGUAUUUUGUGAAACGUCUCUUCAAUGUUCCAACAACAACUGACACAAAAAAGCCAAGAUGCUAAGCGGACUAGAGACUUGGGCUUUUCUGCUGGGGUGGUGCUUUGCCAAAGCUUUCGUUAGCUCAGCUUUGCAAGAUUAGAAAAAAUUAAUAUUUGAGUCCACUGUGCUUAUCAAUAGUGGUAAAACAGCAGUAAGUCAUAAAAAUGUAAACAUUGAGAUUGGCUAUAUCUGAGGUAUGUAUCAACACCUUCCUGGUGGCUUGAUCCACCGGGGGAACAGAGUGGCAGAGACAUACAAAUUACCGCCCCGUGGUGACUGUUAAACAUGUAAGAUUAAAAUACUGUUUAUCAGACAGCAGCCCCUGAGCUUCACUGAUUCCACUGACCGGGGAACAGAAGCGCUGGGAGCGAAAACUGAAAAAAGGUGGGACAGAAGCAGGUUUGCUUGCAGAGAAUAACAGGAAUUAAUAGAAUGCCUUUUUGUAGUUUAAUGUAUUUUAUUUUUAAAGAUGUAAACAUUUGAAAAAAAAAAAGACGUAAACAUUUGAAUUAAAAAUGAUAUACAGUAUACUGAUUUAAGGAAUUGUUUUACAACACAGGUGGUCUAAGAAAUUUUUGGCUGUGAGAUAUCUUUUAAAAAUGUUUUAUUAUGUGAUCGUUAUGUAUAUCUAAACCGUACCAAUAAAAUGUAAGUUUAAAAUGUUUUAUUCUAAAAAUAAUUUUGGGAAGAAUGAAGGAGCUGAAUUAUAAUUUCAUAGUCUCUAGUGCUUUUGGUUCAGUCUAGUCAUGUAAAGAGGGGUUCCUAAGAGAAACGUUUUAUGAAAUCAAAGUGAUGAAAAGAACAUUUCAGCCUGGGCGCAUCUCAUCCAUGAGAAAGAUCAUUAAAAAAUCAGGUAAGAAACAAUAAAAUCAUGUUACGUUAGGGUCCUAUGCGUAGUAGUAGACAUAUGUAAUAUAAAAAUAACUAACAUUUAUUCAGCACCUCUCAUUUGCCAGGCAUUGUAGUAGAUGCUUAACAAUCAUGAUUUCUGAUCCUAAAAACCAUUCCUAGGCUGAUGGUUUAAGGUUUUUUUCUUAAAUAGAAAAAGAAGAAAAUGCUUAUUAAAGUUGAAUGACUCCCUCCAAAGUGACAGAACUGGGAGGCAGAACUGGGGUUUAAAUAGAAGUUUUUCUUCUACACAUACAACACUUACUGUAUGUAAAAACAGCAGAAUAAAUUGCACUUACUCUAAGGACCAAAAUGUAUAAUAGGUAUUUGGAAAUGGGAAGAAAAUUUUCAAGUAGGGGAACAAUAGAGGGGGGUGGGGAAAAGGAAAGAACGGACAAGAAAAAAGAGAAUAGAAGGAAUAGAAAUAAAACUUGUAAAUAAGCAGGGGU
Chinchilla lanigera (long-tailed chinchilla) is the source of this 2313-nucleotide messenger RNA. It is a transcript of the gene Tmed6, whose product is annotated as transmembrane p24 trafficking protein 6. The transcript has 4 exons. Lineage: Eukaryota; Metazoa; Chordata; Mammalia; Rodentia; Chinchillidae. Gene Ontology annotation, cellular component: COPII-coated ER to Golgi transport vesicle; Golgi apparatus; endoplasmic reticulum-Golgi intermediate compartment. The record is from RefSeq and is a predicted model, not a curated record. The coding region runs from base 277 to 999 and encodes 240 amino acids. Gene Ontology annotation, biological process: endoplasmic reticulum to Golgi vesicle-mediated transport; Golgi organization; intracellular protein transport.